GGAUGUUCCUAUGCUUAAUUCUUCAUAUGAUCACUAUCCCUGUUGUAGGCAUGAUAUUAUUUUUUUACAAUUAACUUUGGUCUCUUCUUGAAACUAGGUUUUGCUGCAUAUUGCAAACCUCAAAAUGACUACAUUAUCAUGCUAAAAUUAUCAUUGUCAUAUCACUUUUCCUAAAGAAACUUGUAUUGGAUCAGCUUGUAUGUGCAUUUGAGUUUUGCAAUCCAUUCGUUUCACUAUAUGUUACUUGAAAAAAUACGCUACUAUCAAAUGUCACUCUAAUCACUUUAACAUAUUUUAAAAAACAAAGAAAACCGCAGCGCCAAGCCAGAGCCACUUGAGAAACAGAGGAACUGAAAAGGAAAAAUGCACGGCCGGCCCCGAAAAGCACCGAAACCUGAAGAUGAAGCGGCUUCGUCUGCCAAAGCCCAGAAGCUACGCGCUGUCCAAACUCAGUUCUUCUCCUUUCACCAUAAUAAAAUUUACACCAAAGAGGCGGUUGAACUUAGUGCCAAGCUUCUUGAGAUCAAUCCUGAAUCGUACACCGCUUGGAACUAUAGGAAACUCGCUGUUGAGCACUAUCUGAAUCUGCCCGAUUGUAAUCCUGACUCGAUCAAGUCUGUUCUAGAUGAUGAACUCAGAGUGGUCGAGAACGCAUUGAGGCAAAAUUUUAAGUCAUAUGGAGCAUGGCAUCAUCGAAAAUGGGUUCUCAGCAAGGGCCAUUCAUCGAUCGAUAAUGAGCUGAGAUUGCUGGACAAGUUCCAGAAGGCUGAUUCUCGUAAUUUCCAUGCAUGGAAUUAUAGGAGAUAUGUUGCAGAGUCAAUGAAGAGAUCAGAACAGGAUGAAUUGAAAUAUACUGAGGAUAUGAUUUACACAAAUUUUAGCAACUACUCUGCAUGGCAUAAUCGAAGCAUAUUGUUGUCUGCUUUAUUUGAGAAAAAGGCUGGAGGAUUUCUCUUGAAAGAGAAGGUCUUGCCAGAGGAAUACGAAUUCAUACACCAAGCCAUAUUUACAGACCCUGAUGAUCAAAGUGGAUGGUUUUAUCAUCUUUGGCUACUAGACCAAACAGUUACAACUGACUCUCCUCUCCUUGCUUCGUCUUGGCCUGGUCAUGGUUCUGAUGUCCUUCUAGUGGGAGAUAGAUGCUAUAAUGGUUCUGCAUUUUCUCCAUUUUCAGCUUUGCAUUCUGAUUCAGGGUCAUUUCCCAUUGUUCUUUAUUUUAAUCAACCUGUUGGGGGUGUAAACUCAUCUACAGUUACUGUUGAAUGUGGAUUUAAUAAAAAUGAAGAUCUUUUUUGGAAACCACUUUCUGCAAGUAACUCACAAACUGCACGAGUUUGGGUUGCACAUUUAAAAGUUCCAUCUUCAGAUCUUCAUUCUACAGUUGAAGUUAGUGUUGGACAUUCUAAGGGAAUCAUUUCAACAAGAGGGUUUGUAUAUAGCCAUCCUUCAAUGUUCUCAUUUAAAGUACAUGUACAGCCUAUGGAAAGAGAUUCCUCUCAAGUUUCAGUUGCAGAAAAUAUUUCAUUGAGAGAAGAAAAUUUUAAGGUCUAUGGAACACAAUCGGAGGAAUCAAUUAUUGACUCUUUUGAUCAAUUAAUUAUCAAGAAUGGUCAUGAAACAACUGCAUCUAACUGGCGUUUUGAGGCUUUAGCUAAAGAGAUUGAAUGCUUCCGUGAACUGUUAUCGUUGGUGGACUGUAAAAUUGGAAAGCUUACACUUGCUAGAUUACUGAAGGCUUAUGAUGCAAUGUCAUAUCCGUUCGCUAACAAACUGGUGCAUUCAGAAGAAGUUCUUGAGCUGUAUAGUGAUUUGAUGAAAUUGGAUCCAACACAUUACCAGUUCUACAAGGAUGAACAUAGCAUUGUCUUGCUACAGAAGGUGACAUCUAGUAAAGAGUCUUUACUUCAACAUUGCUUUCAGUAUAAGGACUCGGCUUCAUCAGCUAUAUGUGACCCUAUCUGUCUCCGGCUGAAUAACUUAUCACUGUCACGGAUGGGAGCUUUUGAGAAAUUAUUGUGGGUCCAAAUGUUAGAUCUCAGCCACAAUGAACUACAAUCAAUUGAAGGGUUGGAAGCUAUGCAGCUUCUCUCUUGUUUGAGUUUGAGAAACAAUAAACUGAGAAGUUUAACUGCUCUGGAGCCUUUGAGAAAGCUCAAGUCAUUAAGAAUACUGGAUAUUUCAUACAACCAGAUUGGGAAUCAAUCUAUUGACACAACAAGGUACGUGUGCUCUUCUCCUUUGUCUCAUUCAGUUGGAAGUGAAUUGAACAGGGAUGAAACCGUGACCAGCGAUGUUGCUCUUAUUAACAAUUGGGAGGCUUUUUUUAUUUUUAAAGACUUCAACUUGAAUCAAUUAGAUAUAGUGGGGAACACAAUUGCUGAUGAAAAGUUUAAGUCAGUUCUGGUUAAGAUUAUGCCUAAACUUAAGCAACUAGAUGGCAAACUCUUAGAUUGAGUUUCAAUAUAUUUGCUUGGUAAUCUCUACAUUUGAUAUCCACUUUAGUUCCCACACAUUACCAUAUUCUUGUUAUAAUUUGAGACUCUUUCUUGUCGUAGCAUGAGAACUUAUUGAGGAUGUUGUAAUGUUAAAAGGUGUUGGUCAUAAAACAUUGUAUAAAGGUUUGACCAAUUAUUUUGUAUGUGGGAUGAUUAUCGGCUUUAAGAGGUAAACCAUAGUUCAAUUUUUGUACCAACAAAAGAAAAGCAUUUUACUUUUAAUUUUUAUGGCAUUCUUGCUGUUUUAAGCUUUAGGGGUUCCUUACAUCUCAGACUCCCCUUAGCAGCUACUAGUUAUACAACUUUCACCAUUUUUGCUUAAUUUGUACUUCAUACAGGUUCGGGUCUAGACCCAAAGUGAGAAUAAAAAAAGUUACAAUCUUUUGGACUUUUGUUUUUGGCUGUUUUAAUGUCAUGGUUAGAACAUUUCUUUAAAACAUGAGCUGAAAAUCCACUUUCUAUGGUCGAUGUUCUUUGCCUUUCUCUGAAACUUGGACUGGUCUUAUGCUGUCGCAAUGAUUUUGUUACAAUUGCAACCCAAAUAUGGAGAGUGCAUCAUGUGGCUUGGAAUAUAGUAGCAUUGGAUCACGAAACUCAAAGAUGAAUCAAAAGUUAUUGUAGAGGAUUAUCCGGCAUUGAUGAGAUUGAUCGAUUAAAUGCUACCCAAAAAGACAGCGACAUGAUUGAAGGUGCCGGAAAUACAGCCGGUAAGUAUCUAAACUGUAAGCAUCUUGAAAUGAAGAAAUGUAAAAAUUUGACUGUUAAAGUGACAAACCCCUGUUGAACACUUGUACACGCAUCACUGCACAAUUUAUCUGCAAAUCCCAAUUUCAAUAUGGUUAGUCAAAUCAAAA
Messenger RNA from Gossypium arboreum, 3349 nucleotides. RefSeq names its product geranylgeranyl transferase type-2 subunit alpha 1-like. NCBI's taxonomy places the organism in Eukaryota, Viridiplantae, Streptophyta, Magnoliopsida, Malvales, Malvaceae. Gene Ontology annotation, biological process: protein geranylgeranylation. The coding region runs from base 364 to 2454 and encodes 696 amino acids. Gene Ontology annotation, cellular component: cytoplasm; Rab-protein geranylgeranyltransferase complex. Gene Ontology annotation, molecular function: protein binding; Rab geranylgeranyltransferase activity. The transcript is spliced from 8 exons. The record is from RefSeq and is a predicted model, not a curated record.